Cinclus cinclus is the source of this 1278-nucleotide messenger RNA. It is a transcript of the gene PRKAR2B, whose product is annotated as protein kinase cAMP-dependent type II regulatory subunit beta. Gene Ontology annotation, molecular function: cAMP-dependent protein kinase regulator activity. Gene Ontology annotation, biological process: regulation of protein phosphorylation. The coding region runs from base 1 to 1278 and encodes 425 amino acids. Gene Ontology annotation, cellular component: cAMP-dependent protein kinase complex. The record is from RefSeq and is a predicted model, not a curated record. NCBI's taxonomy places the organism in Eukaryota, Metazoa, Chordata, Aves, Passeriformes, Cinclidae. The transcript has 11 exons.
AUGAGCAUCUCCAUCCCGGCGGGGCUGACGGAGCUGCUGCAGGGCUUCACGGUAGAGGUGCUGCGGAGCCAGCCCGGGGACCUGCUGGAGUUCGCCCUCCAGUACUUCGGGCGCCUCAAGGAGGAGGCGGCGACGGCCAAGGCGGCGGCGGAGAAGGAGCCGAGCGGCCGCAAAGCGGGCACAGGCCAUGACAGGAGCACCCAGGCACCGCGCCGGGGCCCCCCCGACGCCCGCGGGGUCAACUUCGCCGAGGAGCCCAUGCAGACCGACUCCGAGAGCGGCGAGGACGAGCAGCCGCCGCCGCCGCCGCCGCCGCAGCAGUUCCCUGCUCCAGCAGUAAACAGAUUCACCAGACGCGCAUCAGUGUGUGCAGAAGCUUACAAUCCUGAUGAGGAAGAGGAUGACGCAGAGUCUAGGAUUAUUCACCCCAAAACAGAUGAUCAAAGAAACAGACUGCAGGAGGCAUGCAAGGACAUCCUUCUUUUUAAGAACCUAGACCCGGAACAGAUGUCUCAGGUGUUAGAUGCAAUGUUUGAAAAGAUGGUUGAAGGAGGGGAACAUGUAAUUGAUCAAGGGGAUGAUGGUGACAACUUCUACGUCAUUGACAGAGGUACAUAUGAUAUUUAUGUAAAAUGUGAUGGUGUUGGAAGGUGUGUUGGAACCUAUGAUAACCGAGGAUGUUUUGGUGAGUUGGCCUUAAUGUACAAUACACCCAGAGCAGCUACAAUUAUAGCUACCUCUCCUGGUUCCAUCUGGGGUUUGGAUAGGGUAACAUUCCGGAGAAUCAUUGUAAAAAAUAAUGCCAAAAAGAGAAGAAUGUAUGAAAGUUUCAUUGAGUCAUUGCCAUUCCUUAAAUCUUUAGAAGUAUCUGAGCGUUUAAAAGUGGUUGAUGUGAUUGGUACCAAAGUGUACAAAGAUGGAGAACAAAUCAUUGCUCAGGGUGACUUGGCUGAUUCUUUCUUUAUUGUGGAAUCUGGAGAAGUAAGAAUUAUAAUGACAAGGAAGGGUAAACAAGAUCUAGAAGAGAAUGGAGCAGUAGAAAUAGCUCGAUGCUCAAGAGGACAGUAUUUUGGAGAACUUGCUCUUGUAACUAACAAACCCCGAGCUGCUUCUGCAUUUGCUCUUGGCACUGUCAAAUGUUUAGUUAUGGAUGUGCAGGCAUUUGAAAGGCUUUUGGGACCUUGUAUGGAAAUUCUGAAAAGGAACAUUGCGAACUAUGAAGAGCAGCUAGUUGCUCUGUUUGGAACAAACAUGGACAUUGCUGACACCAGUGCAUGA